Molecule: messenger RNA, 418 nt
Organism: Tetrahymena thermophila SB210
Lineage: Eukaryota; Ciliophora; Oligohymenophorea; Hymenostomatida; Tetrahymenidae
Product: transmembrane protein, putative
Exons: 2
Source: RefSeq, a predicted model, not a curated record
GUGGAAAUUAAAUCGGUGAUGAAGGUGCAUCAGGCUUAGGUUCUGGUUUAGCAAAUUGCAUUAAUCUCUCAAAUUUGUCACUUAGAAUUGGCUCAAUGAAUUACUCAUAAAAAUUCAAAGUAAUAAGCAAGUGUCUUAAAUCAAAAAGAUUAGUUGUCUUUAAAAAAUGGUUCUUUUGAUAAGCAAAUAAAGAAAAAAGGACGAAUAAAUAUUAAAUGUUUUAAUAGUUGAAUAUUAAAGGUUUUUUUAAUUUUUUUAUAUUUUGAAAAAGUUUUUUUUACCUAAAUUAUAUUAGAUUUUAUUAUUGUUUUUUUAUUAUAAAUAUCAUUUAUAUUUUUGUAAGUAAAUAAAUUAUUUGUAAAAAUUAAAAAAUUAAAUUUACUUAAAAAAUUCUUUUUUUUGCCCUUAUUUUAAGUGA